Messenger RNA from Lachnellula hyalina, 2301 nucleotides. RefSeq names its product Diphthine--ammonia ligase (gene mug71). Lineage: Eukaryota; Fungi; Ascomycota; Leotiomycetes; Helotiales; Lachnaceae. The coding region runs from base 1 to 2301 and encodes 766 amino acids. The transcript is spliced from 3 exons. The record is from RefSeq and is a predicted model, not a curated record. Gene Ontology annotation, molecular function: diphthine-ammonia ligase activity. Gene Ontology annotation, biological process: protein histidyl modification to diphthamide.
AUGACCGAAUCACUUAAUGUCAUUGCGCUUAUUUCAGGGGGCAAAGACAGCUUCUUUUCUAUCUUGCAUUGCCUUCAGAAUGGACACAAAGUCGUCGCCUUGGGCAAUUUAUAUCCAGCUUCUGGGUCAGGGUCAGGCCGGGGGGAAGUUUCGGGCGAGGCAGACAGCGACGACGAGCAUGAUCUCAAUAGCUUUAUGUACCAGACUGUCGGCCACACCGUGAUCCCGCUCUAUGAACAAGCGCUCCAGAUCCCGCUGUAUCGUCAACCAAUUGUUGGUACUGCCGUGCAGACUGCUGUUAGUUACAGCCCUGUCGGUACGCUCGCGAAUAGUGCGACGGCGAACUCGGAGCCGGAGUUGGGCGAGCUGGACCACAGUGAAGAUGAGACCGAAUCAUUAGUUCCUCUUCUGAAGAGUAUCAUCGCUAAGCAUCCAACUGCAAAUGCUAUCAGCACUGGCGCUAUUCUGUCAACCUACCAGCGGACUCGAGUCGAAUCAGUCGCCUUGCGACUGGGUCUCACGCCCCUUGGAUUCUUAUGGAAGUACCCAACUCUCCCUCCGGGGUCCCAGCUGUCACUUUUGGAGGAUAUGGAAUCUGUUGGACUUGAUGCAAGACUCAUUAAAGUGGCAAGUGGUGGCCUCGAUGAGAGCUUUCUUUGGCAAAAUGUUGCAAGCGCGCCUGUCAUGAGACGGGUAGAGCGGUCUGUGAAGAGAUUUGGAACUGAUGGGGAUGGGGCUGUCAUUGGAGAAGGGGGCGAGUUUGAGACCAUGGUGAUUGAUGGUCCUAGAAAUCUGUUCAAGGGAAGGAUUGAAAUCCAAGAGCAAGAUAGGCGAAUAGUCAGAGAGGGUGGAGGUGCAGCCUGGUUACGGAUUCUGAAAGCCAAAGUUGUUAUGAAAACAGCAGGGGAAACUACAGAGGAAGGUUGCCGAAUACCAGGCCUUCUUUCUCCAAAGUUCAGCAAUGUACUCAAGGUUCUCAAAAGUGGCCUAGAGGGUGCUGGCACUCGGAUCCCAGUAGGAUCGACCAAGACAACGACGAUAUCAAAUGCACAACCUCAUAUAGUGUCUCCUACUCUCAAAGAGCAAGAAAGCUUGAUUCACUGGACGCCCACUUCGACAGAAACGUUACAAGGGCUUUCAGUAAUCGAAGAGGCCGCAAGUCUUGUAUCAGAAAUCAGACAACACCUCAAGACCUCCUCUCUCCAACCUUCAGACAUAGUCUCCACAGUCAUCAUCCUCCGGUCAAUGGCCGACUUCGCAGCUGUGAACAAGAUCUAUGGCACCCUCUUCACGACCCCCAACCCUCCAGCCCGCGUAACCAUCUCCAGCGGCUCCCUCAUCCCCCCCUCCACCCACCUAACCAUCCACCUCACCCUCCACAGACCCAGCCCCCAAGAACCAGCACGCAAAGCCCUGCACGUACAGUCACGCUCCUACUGGGCCCCCGCAAAUAUCGGUCCUUACUCCCAAGCAAUCUCCAUCCCGUCGCCCAACUCCAACUCCAACUCCACCAUCUGGACCGUAUCCGUCGCAGGCCAAAUCCCGCUCAUCCCGCACACCAUGGCCCUACCACCCAGCACCGAUACCAACACCUCGAGCUUCGCCUUACAAGCCGUCCUAUCGCUCCAGCAUCUCUGGCGCAUCGGCACAGAAAUGCAUGUAAGCUGGUGGACAAGCGCCGUUGCAUUCCUACCGCGCGCCUCAGAUUCCCAGCGCGCAGUACUAGCUAGUCGAGCGUGGGAAUUGUUGCACGAGAGAGCUGGGAGUGACGAGGACGAGGACGAGGAAGAAGAUAGGGAUCUCUGGGUCGAAAAACAUUUCGCGGGGAUGGAGAGGAGAGGAGAGGAGGAUGCGAAGAGGGAAUUACCGGAUUGGGAGAUGGUGAAAGGGGCAGUUGAGGGCGCACCUCCUUUCUGGGCGGUGGAGGUAGAGGAGUUACCGAGAGGGGCGGCGGUCGAGUGGCAUGCUCAUCUGGGGGUUGUGGGUGGGUUUAUUCAGAUAUAUCCCAUAAUCCGCGAUGAGGGUUGCACAAUUCACCAAUGCGGGUUCGGUGGUCGAUUGCGUUCUGUUCUCAUGGUCGAUUACUCGAGUAGUAGUUCAGAUGUCCGCGAAAGCUUGAGCAAGGGGCUCGGAGCCCUGGGUCUGAAUUCUGCAUCGGAUAUUGAGGAAUAUGCUUCCUGUUUAGAUGUUUCUAUCGACGGUCUCCAGAGCUCGCGGAGGUUUAGUGGUGCUAUUCCUUGUCGAAGUAUUUGGGAUAGUUCAGGGGAUAGACUUGCCUUGGUUUUGUUGUUUGAUAGCUAG